Molecule: messenger RNA, 1377 nt
Organism: Penicillium macrosclerotiorum
Lineage: Eukaryota; Fungi; Ascomycota; Eurotiomycetes; Eurotiales; Aspergillaceae
Exons: 1
Coding region: 1-1377 (458 amino acids)
Source: RefSeq, a predicted model, not a curated record
AUGGCGGCCCCGGCGGUGCGACGGCUUUCCAUACCCACGAUGAAGACCUUCCGCGCGGCCACCUCGGCUGAGAUGCUGUCUCGUGUGUUUUGGCACCUAUUUCGCAUCACCAUAUCCUUUGCCCUCUUGUUCGUCGACAAUACGAUCCUACUAGCAACCGCAGUGUGGGCCCGUUUGCGGGCGGCCGCAAGUCGAUAUCGGGCAGCACUGCCCAAGAACCAAUUCUGUCCCCAAACCGUCCUCAUCACUGGAGUCGGUACACCGCAUGGCCUGGCCCUUGCACGCGCCUGGGAUGCCGAAGGCCACCGGGUUGUCGGGGUCGAUGUCGCAGAUCUGGAUCUUCCCGUUCGGUCGGGCGGCAGCAUGUCGAAUGCCCUGCUGGCAUUCUAUCGGGUCCCGAAGGACCAUUACAUCUCGGGCGUCUUGGACAUCAUCCAUCGGGAGAAAGUCGAUCUCUGGAUCCCCUGCUCUCCCAAGGCCACUGCCAUUGAAGACGCUACCGCCCGCCAAGUUAUCGAAAGUCGAACAGCAUGUCGGUGUAUUGCCUUUGACGCUGACCUCACAGCACGUCUUGUACACCCGGAUUCCUUCCGUCAGUUCUUGACUGACAAGGAGCUCCCAGUGCUGGAGCGUCAUGAGGUCCAGUCACGAGACGCCAUCCACAAGAUCCUGAAUCGUGCCCCGUCCAAGUCUUACCAUAUGCGACGACUCAGUUCCGACGCAAACGACGCCGCUGUGGUGUUGCCCAAACGCACUCUCAGUAAGACCUACUCGGAGGUGAGCGAGAUUCAGAUCUCCAAAGACUAUCCUUGGAUCCUCCAGCAACAGAUCCGAUUUGGUGAAUUUUUUGCCGAUGUGCUGGUCGUGCGGGGCCAUGUCCAUGCUAUCAAAGUCCGGCUGGUGGAAACGCGUGCUCCUCACUGGGGCGCCUCACGUCUCGAUGAAGCUCUUGCCACUGCGGUCCAUCAACUCAUGCAACGCUUUACGGCGAGAGGAGGGCCCCGAAUGACUGGCCACUUGUCGGUGCGACUCUUGAUUGACGAGGAGUUCGAUGCCUCCUCGGUGCGACACGCCAUCCACAUCGCCGACUGUGUACCCGGGGCUCAGGCCGUUGAGAAUCUACUGCGGGAUGCGCGCUGCCCGGUGGCCGGGUACCUUGCGCUUCUGUCACCCGACCGCGUCGCGCCUGCUGCAUGGAACGUGCCGGCGACCUUAUCGCCCCCUUUCCAGCCUCGUUCGGCCUUUGUCAACCAUGAACUUGUGAUUGGUUUUCUCUCAUGCUUUAUGCCUGCGGUUCUGGUGAAGAACGCGGUUACCACUCUCGAGGCUGAACUCACCCCUUUUUUUUCUGGAGAGAUCCUCGAUUUUCCGCUCUAG